GUUAUGCCGUGUGGGAAAUUGUAAGUUUUUGGAGUCAUGGCCAAACAGUACGACGUUUUGUUCAGGCUGCUCCUUCUCGGAGACUCAGGGGUCGGAAAGACGUGCAUGUUGCGCAGGUUCACGGAGGGAGAAUUUGAUCCUUCACACAUUUCCACCAUUGGAGUCGACUUUAAAAUGAAAACAAUAGAAAUAGAUGGAACCAAAGUCCGAGUCCAGAUCUGGGACACAGCAGGACAGGAACGGUACCAAACCAUCACCAAGCAGUACUACAGGCGGGCAGAAGGUAUUGUAUUUGUGUAUGACAUCACAAACGAGCCGUCCUUUCAGAACAUAGUGAAGUGGGCCAGUGACGUGGAUGAAUUGGCCCCAGAUGAAGUGCAGACAAUUCUAGUAGGAAACAAGGCUGAUGAGGAGAUGAGGAGACAAGUGACAAAGGACCAAGGAUACAGGUUAGCAGAGAACUAUGGGAUGGAGUUCUUUGAGGUCAGUGCUUCCACCAGCAGGAACAUCUGUGAGUCAUUCAUUCGUGUGACAGAACUGGUGCUGCAGGCUCACAAGAGAGACAUUGACAGCUUGUUGGGGUCUCUGGACGACUAUUUGGACAAAGUUGCUCUGGACAAAGAGAAGGGGGGUCAGGAUGAUGUCGCUCAGAGGACUUGUACCUGUUAA
Molecule: messenger RNA, 669 nt
Organism: Nematolebias whitei (Rio pearlfish)
Lineage: Eukaryota; Metazoa; Chordata; Actinopteri; Cyprinodontiformes; Rivulidae
Product: ras-related protein Rab-15-like
Exons: 7
Coding region: 37-669 (210 amino acids)
Molecular function (GO): GTP binding; GTPase activity
Source: RefSeq, a predicted model, not a curated record